Messenger RNA from Sabethes cyaneus, 1512 nucleotides. RefSeq names its product glutamine-rich protein 2-like. Lineage: Eukaryota; Metazoa; Arthropoda; Insecta; Diptera; Culicidae. The coding region runs from base 1 to 1512 and encodes 503 amino acids. The transcript is spliced from 2 exons. The record is from RefSeq and is a predicted model, not a curated record.
AUGUCAUCCAAGCGUAUAAGUUUAUUGAAAUUAAUUGAUCUGGCCAUUGGCUUCCCCGUUCCCGGCUCCGUUAGUUUUAAUUUGUUGCAUAAAGUUUUAUACUUGCUAGCCCUCCGGGAUGGUUUUGUGUCUGCCGAAUUGGAUGAAAUUGAGCUAACCGCUGGGAGUGGUAUCGUUGACUUAGUAUCCAAAGGACAAAAUAUAACACCGGAAAACAUUAGCCAGACACGGUUGACGGUACAGCGUAUCCUAAAUGGAGCCAGCGACGAGCACACGCUCAAGAUUACAGGGUCAAGGAUUAUCCUUGCCAACAACGUAAGGGAAAAACCAUCGGCAGCAGGCAACGACGCCAAACAAAUGGAGUCGCGCAUCAGUGCAAUGUCCUCUGUUGUUUCCGAGCUAGAAGAAAAACUACAGGAAAUGUCACAUCAAAAGCUUGGCGAUGAAUGUGCCAAGACAUUGGAACAGCUUCAGAAACGGAUAGAAAUUCUGGAAGGUUUAGUCGAACAGCAGACCUCGAAAGUUACCAUUGAUGAAGCGCUACAAACGGAAGAGCACUCACCUGAAGUAAAAGCCGUCGACGAUCAUGGAAAUGAUGCGCCUGAUGAUUCUAAUGGUUUGAAAAGUAUGGAAAACAUAUCAGUACAACCAAGUACAGACAACUUUUCGGAUGAAAUGUCAAAAAUAAUGGAAUAUCUACGAGAUAUCCAGCAGAAACACGUGCAGCUCGAAGAGGACUUUCAGAAUUUUAAAAAUCGUCAUUCGCGGAUAGAUCUGCAACGGACGCCUCAAGCAGAUGUCGACUUCAACAACGCUUCCUUAGAGCCAAUUAUAAAACGUCUUCAAUCCGUCGAGCAAGUGACCACCUCUCGCUUUUCGAAAAUGGAAAAUUUAAUUAAUCGUCUCUUCCAAGAGAAGGCGAACGACAUUGACAUUGAAUCUCGCGUGCGACAGUCUGUGCAAAUAGCAACGAAGAGCUCUAGUUUGCUUACUGCCACAGAAUGUAUUGAAAAAGAAAUGAUUGAGCAAACUAAUCAAUUCCUGCAAAAUCAGCUAUCACAGCUGUCGGAAUUGUUACAAGAUUCCCAGAAUGAAAUUGCCGCUCUUCGCAACGCUUUAGACACAAAAGUGAACAUAGACUCUUUGCUUCCGGUCACGACGGCUAUCAAUGAUGAAUUGCGACAAUUAACGCUCGAGAUGAAAUCUCUGCCGCGGGGAAUUCGAGCUGAAACAGAAAAUAACAGCGCUGCCGGAACCAAGGUUAAUACGAUUCAGAAUGUCUGCUGCAUAUCCUGCGACCGACCGGCGCAAAUGGUUAGAUGCACUGAGGUACUUCCGAUGCCUCCGCAAGCUCCGGGUGUGAGCCGUGCCGUGAAACCAACUCUUCGUUACCGUCUGGAAGAAAUUCGACGUGGGUUUAAACAGCAACCAGGAAACUCUGUUCGUAAUUUAGAGCGGUUCGAAGAUAUAUACCGGCAACUUGCGAAUGCAAAACAUGGCUCUACCAAGUGA